AUGCCGCGGGAGCAACGAACCGUGCGACUGCAACGCAUGACGGCCCAGCCCUUUGGAGUCGAAUUCAAGGGUGAUAAAGAUGCUGUUGUCGUUCGCGUUCGCAAAGGAGAACCCGCUGAUGUAUGUCGCCUGUCCAAGGUUUUAUGCGCGCUUUGUCGUUGCAUUGCCCGCCCGCCCUGUCUGCGCAUUUUGCUCACCCGCUACUCAUUCUCUCAGGUGGCAGGCCUGCGGAUCGGCGAUCGCAUAGUCUUUGUCAACAACCGCAGCGUUGUGGAUUGGCCUCAUCUCACCAUUGUUCGUGAAAUCAAAAACUCUGGUCUCGCUGUUGAUCUCACUGUUGUCAGUGACAUGGAACGCUACAAGGCCAUCUGCGGUUCCCCUUCCGUCGCGCGCCGAACAACGGAAGGCGCUUCAAACUCCAGGCGACCCAGCACCCACAACGCCCAUGCCUCGCCAAAAGUGGAACACCACCCCUCUUCCAGUCAGCUCAUGGCUCAGUCGUUGCAUGGGUCCCCGGUGGCCCGACGCGAUUCCACUUCCGCACAGUCAUCUCGCACCCCGGCGGCGCGUCAUGAGCAUGACUAUCCGCUCACGAUUUACUUGAUUUUCUGCAUCAUCACACUCUUUCUCCCCAAGGUUGCCUUGCUCGGCGUUUGUCCUGCACUCUUACCACCUCAAGGCCAAUGGUCCUUCUUGCACGUAUCCCAUGCCUGCAAUGAAAUUGUGACUGCCCGUGCCAACAGUAGCUACAGCUCUCCCAUGUUCCAGAGCCCUUACGAGUAUUUAACUGAGCAGCUCAUGCGCCAGCCUCUAAUGCACAGCAGCUCAGCACACGGGGAGAGUCCAGCUCGUCUGUAUCGCACAACGCCGGCAGCAGACCUCCACACAUCACAAUUUGUCGUCGUUGUUCGAGCGGAGAGCGAUGAUUACCUGAUCUUCCUCUUUGAUGGUAGCAGUCGCAGCAUUGUUCCGAGCUUAGCGUCAAUGGCGGGCUUGCCUUUUAGUCCUGCCCGUGGCAAUCUAACGGGUGCAACACGAGCCGCCAGUCUCUCCAAUCCGCCGCAAUACCCGGGCAAGCCAGGGGCCACGCCCCACCAUCAGGGCCGCCGUGGGGGAUCGCAAAGUACUCCUUUUGUUCAAGGCGUCAUCUCACCGCAACGCACACACUCGCUAUCCAGCGAUCGUCCGACACCGCCCCCUGGGCCCGUCUUUGACGAUGCCCCGCUGAUGCCUGCAGCCGUUGCCACCCCGGGUCGAUUGGACAAUGCAUCCAUCCUAGCCGAAGCGAGCGACUCUUUUGUUGGCCCUUCAUCACCGCGAUCUGAAGCCACCGUGGCCAUCAACGCGACCCAGCUGCCGACCAGUGCCAGCAAAACAGCAGCCCGUCGUUUGGCACGACGCUCUCAAGCCACGCUCUCGCCGCUCUCAGCGCGCCCUUCUUUGUCAUCAGAACCCGUGGCCCUUGCGGCGGCAGCAGUGGCAGCAGCAUCGAUUAGCAUUCCAGCCAAGUCCGCAGCUGAUCAACCAAUGCAGGCGGACCAAGUGUUUGUUGAUCGCCACAAUGAUCCUGAGGCUUUUUUGGGGGAUGUGGCUGCGUUGGCUCGAGUCGACAUGGCUCGCCGGUAUACCACAUCGCGGAUUGUUUACCGCUUUGGUCACGUUCAACUCAAGCGCUGCGAGGUUAAUCGCCGGUCUGUGUGGGCCCUUUGCUUUGAGCGGGCAAAUCUUCCUUUGUAUCCCUCUAGCACCAUGCCUUCGCGACCCAGCCUCUUGAGCCUUGCUGAGAACGCAGAGGACCUCACUACCGAGGCGCAAGCGUUGUUAACUGGCUUCCAUGGUCUCAGCUUUCUCUAUGUCGCUGGAGCGCCUCUGUUGGGCUUGGAAGCUUAUUUCUUGACCUCGGCAGCGGAUGAUACCUCUCUCUUUGAGAUGCUUAAUGCGCAUCGCCGAGGCACAAGUUCAAGCCUUCUUGAGACAGAGGCCGAGCGGCAUCGACUUUGUUUGGAAAUUGCAGGGGGCGUGAGUACGCUGCAUGAGCUCAAGCUCUUGCAUGGGAGCCUCUCGCCACACUUCAUUGCUAUUGAUGCAGCGGGUGACGCCAAGAUCCUGGGUUAUGCGCUGCCCUAUCUUGCCGUACAAGCCCUGAAUGCGGUCAACGUUGCGCGAUAUGCUGCGCCCGAGGUCUUGACCAACAAGGCCGCUGUGAGCCAAGCUGGCGAUGCCUACAGCUUGGGCGUGAUUAUCGCUGAAGUGGCUUCAGGAGGAGUGCAGCUGUGCCCGGAAGCUGACAGCAUGGACGACUUGGUGCGCAAGAUCUGCGUCCAGGGCGCUUGUCCGGCAAAACCAGCUGGCAUGCCUGACGAACUGGCCAGCAUGUGGGAGCGGGACCCCGAGCUGCGGUGUGGUGCCGACGACUUACAGAUCAUGCUCAUGGAUGCCGAGAGCGAAGAAGACGAAUCCGACGAAGAAACUGCGUUUAACCUCAAGAUGGCCCAGCGAUCGACGAGCUCUCGUGAGCGAGCACAGCGCGGCACCGCUGCCAACUCCGCUUCUGUGAUAAAUUCCUCUGCCUCGCGUCGCGCAUCAAGCUCAUCAAAGCCGCAGCUUGCUCCGGCUAGCAUUGUGCCACACACGCCAGACGCGGAUGCCAUCAUUCUUCGAGGCAUGUCUGCCAUCACCCUCGAGGAGUUGGCCGAACGCCAUCAGACGGUCAAUUCCGAUGAAGAUGUUGCUCACCCUCGCGGCCAACGCGCCUCCGUGUCCUCCCUUGCUUCGUCGCCGCUGCCGCCCUUGGCAUUGGAGCGAGGAAUGCACAGUGGCAAUCGUGCUGGACGAAUGUCGGACUCAGAGCGCCUCGUGAGUCUGAUUCGAAACAAGGAAACUGACGACGUUGAGAGUGAUGAUAGUGAUGAGGAUGAUGCCCCCGGCCUGCUUCCCUCCACCACGGAAGUGCCUUCACGUCCCAUGUCGGAAACUUCCCAAGCCUCCUCGGCUGUGGGCUCGUCCGCUCUCAAGGUGCAAGGCGGUGAUUGGACACCUUUGCCAGUUGUUCUCGAUGAGGAGCCAGAGAAUGAUCCAGUCGUGGAGCACGCAGCAUCCAAGGCAAUCGAUGAGGACGGGUCUGCUUACAUUUCUGAAUCCGACCAGGAAGCACUGGUCAGGACUGUGCAGCAAAACCUGGAUCUUUCAUCUGACCAGCUUGACGAUGUUUACAUUGACGGCAAUGACGUGGAGCCGGGCACUCUGAAUUCCCUGCUAAAUGUGCCGGGGACUCACGCGCAAUCGUCCAGCCUUGCAGAAGAGAUCCACGCGAGCCCUUCAUCAACUGAGAUGGCAGGUGACGUGAGCAUAGAGCGACCCCCUCCUACAGGUCAGGCUCAAACUGUUGCCGAACCGUUCAGAGGCGUUCAACUACCCGAGCAUGCCAAGCAGGAGGCGGCGGGUAGUGCUUCAAAGUCCGAGACACCAAACCAGGCCAAGCCCCAAGAAACAAGCGCGUCAGCCACUGCCGAGGCCAACGUUGCCGAAGAGGAUGACGAUGAUGAUUUUUUUGCGUUGCUAAACAAGCACAAGAACAAGGUCGAAGCUAAAACGCGUGCAUGGCGACCAGAAGACGAGGCUCCCGAAAAUAUGGAUGCAUUUGACGAUCUUGAAGGGCCUGAUCGCUGGGCAAAGCAUUUCAACCUCCUUCUGCUGGAUGACGAAGGAUUUACCUUGUUCCUUGAUUUUAUGAAAACCAUCCACUGCGAAGAAAAUGGUCGAUUCUUCCGGGACGUGGAAGCAAUGCGCAAGCUGCCCGAAUCCCAAGCACAAGCGGAUAUCGAGCGCAUUUACAACCAGUAUUUUGUGGCUGGCUCAAGACAAUCACUCAAUGUGGAGCCCGGCAACUUGGCUUCCGUUCAGGCCGGAAUGAAGCAAACCCCAAAACCAACCUCAACAUUUUCAGCAGCCCAGAAGGAAGUGUACUGGCUUAUGCGUCGGGACACUUAUCCACGCUUCCUUGACUCCAAACUGUUCAAGAAAGCUGCGUCCAAGUGGAAGAAAAACCAAGGCAAAGCCACUAAGAAAACGAAAAAGGAUUCGAAAGGAAAUAAGGAUCCCAAGCCCACAAGCUCCGAAGCACCCAUCUUGCCAGGCACCGAUUGCCCUCCGGUCGAUGCUAGCCACCAGGUGGAGCAUCAGGUCCCUGGAAGCAGCGGCUCUCAGGACCCAAAUGGUGCCAAUGACAUGAGCGAGAGCAAGCGUAGUGUGAAAGUCGAACCUCUUGAUGAGGGUAAGGAAGAAGUUUUUGAAACGGAACUACCCACGGCACCCCCGCCUCUCAGUCCGCGCGAGGAGCGUCGGAGCACACGUAUUAUGCGACGCCUGACCUUUUGGGGCCGUAAAGGCAAAGAUGGCAAGAGCACCGGUGAACCGGGCUCAGGAAGCCAGGAGCAUCUGAACGAUCUUGGCGACGCCAGCCGAACACCGCCCUUUACCACAGACGUGGACACAGAUGACGAUGAGCAGGAGCCAGCGCGCGAACGCAAUCGCGUUCGGGAUCGAUCUGCGUCAGGCGGGAGCUCGUUGCGCCCCCCACAACGGAGGUUAUUUCAGGUGUUGUUCCCCAAUGGCUCCUCGUCACAGGUCUCGGUUCUUCCGGGACUGGACCUGCAAGCAGUACUACGAGACGCUUUUGUGCGUCAUGGCAUUUCGUUGGAUUCGCACCGCGUGGUUGUGGCCGCCAAUGCAGGUGAAUUGGAGGUGGCGCUGGAUCGCGAUAGUUCCGACUUUGAAGGACUGGAACUUCGAGUGCAGAACGUGGACGAGGAGCCAGAGGCUGAGCAAACCAAAAUAUCCUAUGUGCGAAGCGUCUCCAGUGGGUCAGCCCACAGUGUUGAUGCUGAGGUGUCAUUUGUGUGA
Messenger RNA from Monosiga brevicollis MX1, 4902 nucleotides. RefSeq lists its product as uncharacterized. The record is from RefSeq and is a predicted model, not a curated record. The transcript has 23 exons. The coding region runs from base 1 to 4902 and encodes 1633 amino acids. Gene Ontology annotation, molecular function: ATP binding; protein kinase activity; protein binding. NCBI's taxonomy places the organism in Eukaryota, Choanoflagellata, Craspedida, Salpingoecidae. Gene Ontology annotation, biological process: protein phosphorylation; signal transduction.